AUGCCUUCGAAAAAAGUUGCUCCAGCGCCUUUAGCCAAACAGCAGAAAGCUGUCAAGACGUCCGUUUAUGACGCGACGCCUAGAAACUACGGAAUCGGACAGAAUGUCCAGCCAAAACGGGCCCUGAACCGGUUUGUCAAGUGGCCGCAGUACGUGAGACUGCAGAGACAGAAGAAGGUUCUGACCAUGAGACUCAAGGUGCCGCCUGCCAUCGCCCAGUUUUUCCACACGCUGGACCGAAACUCUGCCGUCGCGGUGUUCAAGUUGUUGAACAAGUACAGACCAGAGACAAAGUCCGAGAAGAAGGAGAGACUGUCGAGGGAGGCAGCCGCCAUUGCGGAAGGCAACAAGAAGGAGGACGUUUCUUCCAAGCCGUUUGUUGUCAAGUACGGACUCAACCAUGUUGUUUCACUGAUUGAGAACAAGAAGGCCAAGUUGGUGCUUAUUGCCAACGACGUGGAUCCUGUCGAAUUGGUUGUCUUCCUGCCUGCUCUGUGCAGAAAGAUGGGUGUUCCAUACGCUAUCGUCAAGGGUAAGGCACGUUUGGGUGCAUUGGUGCACCAGAAGACCGCUGCUGCUGCUGCCUUGGUGGAUGUCAGACCCGAGGACGAGGCUACGUUGGCCAAGCUUGUUUCGACAGUGGACGCCAAUUUCGCCGAGAAGUACGAGCAGGCCAGAAAACAGUGGGGCGGCGGCAUCAUGGGCGCCAAAACCACCGCCAAACUGACCAAGAGAAGUAGAGCCCAGGCGGAGUAG
This is a messenger RNA of Ogataea parapolymorpha DL-1, 756 nucleotides long. RefSeq names its product 60S ribosomal protein L8-B. Gene Ontology annotation, cellular component: ribonucleoprotein complex. The transcript is spliced from 2 exons. Gene Ontology annotation, biological process: ribosome biogenesis. NCBI's taxonomy places the organism in Eukaryota, Fungi, Ascomycota, Pichiomycetes, Pichiales, Pichiaceae. The record is from RefSeq and is a predicted model, not a curated record. The coding region runs from base 1 to 756 and encodes 251 amino acids.